Molecule: messenger RNA, 1071 nt
Organism: Spizellomyces punctatus DAOM BR117
Lineage: Eukaryota; Fungi; Chytridiomycota; Chytridiomycetes; Spizellomycetales; Spizellomycetaceae
Exons: 6
Coding region: 1-1071 (356 amino acids)
Biological process (GO): retrograde transport, endosome to Golgi; intracellular protein transport
Cellular component (GO): endosome; retromer, tubulation complex
Molecular function (GO): phosphatidylinositol-3-phosphate binding
Source: RefSeq, a predicted model, not a curated record
AUGUCGGAUUCACCACCCGAACCCAUCCUUACGCUUGUCCUGACAUCCGUAGACCUCACCGACCCGCGCAUACCCGUCUUUCACAUAUCCGCCGACACACCUAAACCGCCGUACACCAGGGAUCACUCAACACCCACUAGAAGCUACACAGAACUCGAGCGUCUGUCAGGCCAUCUCACAGCUCGUUUCCCUGACCGCCUUCCUCCCUUUCCGCCCACCCUCCCGACAAAAGAAUCCGUUCCUCUGUUCAGAUCCCGAAUUCAAACCUUUUUGAACCGCAUCGCCGCCCGCUUUGGCGACGUUGAUGCCGUCGUAUCGUUUGUAGAGAGCGAGUUUGAGUUUGCACCUUCCGGUGUACUUCAGACGAAAAAGAGCGGUUUUUUGAGAGCUUUUUCGGGAGGAAGUAUCCAUGUGAAGGAGGUUGAUGUCUUUUUUGAAAGUGCCAAGGGAUCGAUUGGGGCAUGUGAGGCGGCUUUGGGGAUGUGCGCGAGAGUUGGUGAGAAGGCAGGAAGAGUUGAAAGAGAAAUGGGAGCUACGGCGUUAGAGGUUGGAAAUCUGCUUUUGGAAUUGGAUGUGGGAGAUCGGAAAGGGCUCGGAGGUGCCCUCCGGAAAUUGGGAAAAGGAUUUAUUGCCAGCGAGAAGCCGCAUGUAGACCAGGCAAACUACCUGACACAUCAAUUUGCAGCUGAUGCAAAGACAUUUAUGCGGGAGACGCAGGCUGCACAGGCAGCUCUAACAUAUCGCCUCACAACCCUGCAAUCCUAUGAAGCGGCCUGCAAAGCCACCCAAAAGAAACUGGCGUCACUCGACCGACUCCGGUCGUCCUCUAGCAUAAAACAAGAGCGCGUUGACGCGGCAUUGGUAGACCUGCAAGAGGUCAAACAACAGGAAGGGGAAUGUCGAGCGCAAUUUCGGACUGUUAGUGAGCGGUUAAAGGACGAGUAUGUGAGGUUUUGUUCGGAAUUGGAUGUGGAAGUGAGAGAGGUUGUGGAUUCUUAUGUGGAGGCCCAGAAGGAGGGUGCUAAAAAAGAGCUUGCAGUUUGGGAGUCAGUUCUGGCGGGGUUUGCGUAG